GAGGGGGAACGAGAGAGAGAGAGGAUGCUUUAUCCAUUUGUAUCAUUUCCCUCUCCCUCCUCCACCUUCAUCUUUUCGUCCAUGGAUGCCCUCCUGGGCCUCCUCCCUUCUCUCCCGCGCUUUCCUCACAGGGCCACCACCAUCAAGCUUCCGGCGUCUGCCUCUACCCCGAACAACCACGAAUCGCACCCACAUUCCCACCAUAACAUCUACCACCACCCCCUGUCAAGGCGCAGAAUCACCCUCAGCACCACCACCUCCGUCAUUCUGCUGCUCUCCUCAGGGUGGGCUCUUUCCUCCCGCGCCGACUCUUCUCCGAGGAAGCCGGGGCUCCCUGCGAUCUCCAGCACGAAGACGUGGGAUCAGUUUGUAGGCGACGGGUUCGCCAUCCGCGUCCCUCCACUUUUCGAAGACAUCACAGAGCCCGAGGAUUAUACUGCCGGUUUAACUUUAUAUGGGGACAGAGCAAAGCCCAAGACGUAUGCUGCACAGUUCGCCUCACCUGACCGGUCAGAAACUGUAAGUGUAAUAAUCCGGCCAUGUAAUCAACUGAAGAUUACUUUCUUAGAGGCUAAAGACAUUGCAGAUCUUGGCUCACUGAAAGAGGCAGCUCGGAUCUUUGUUCCUGGUGGAGCAACUUUACAGUCUGCUCGAACAAUAAAGAUCAAGGAAGAAGAAGGUCUCAGGACCUACUACUUCUAUGAGUUCAAUGUAGAGGAGCAGCACAUAGCGUUGGUUGCUUCCGUGAAUAGUGGCAAGUUGCAGGCAUAUAUUGCAGGAGCAACUGCUUCAGAGUCCAAGUGGAUAGAAGAUGGUGUUAAGCUACGGUCUGCUGCUAUAUCGCUCACAGUUUUGUAAUACUGCAAAGAGAAUACUUGGUGCAUCUCCACUAUAUGGGUAACCACAGGAUAUUUGGAUUGGCAUGUUUUGUCAAGCUAUAAGUUGCCAGUCUUCACUUUCAGUUUGGCAACUGAAUGAAGAGACUUUAGCCUAUGGACAGAUUCUGCACUGAUUGCUGGAGAUGGUUCACUGGCUUUCUCUGCUGCAAAUGUUGGUUCUUCCCUCUUGUGAAAGAUUUUGCAGCAAUGUGUUUGGAGAUCCAGGAAGUUGGCACAUCCUUGUUGGUUAAGAAGAAUGACAAGAUGUUCUAUACAAUCCAUAUUUCAUUUCUUAGUACUAGGAAAAUUAGUUGUUUCAAUCUGUAUUGUUAAAGCAGUCAAUUUUGAUAUGUCUUUCUGCUGAUAUGACCUUCCUUCAAAUUAUGCUUAUCUGUAUAUGUUCAAAUAUAUAGGUUGUUAGCUUUCA
Molecule: messenger RNA, 1305 nt
Organism: Nymphaea colorata (pocket water lily)
Lineage: Eukaryota; Viridiplantae; Streptophyta; Magnoliopsida; Nymphaeales; Nymphaeaceae
Exons: 8
Coding region: 25-858 (277 amino acids)
Cellular component (GO): chloroplast
Source: RefSeq, a predicted model, not a curated record